Messenger RNA from Eutrema salsugineum, 865 nucleotides. Its product is annotated as 50S ribosomal protein HLP, mitochondrial. The transcript is spliced from 4 exons. Gene Ontology annotation, cellular component: mitochondrial large ribosomal subunit; ribosome. The coding region runs from base 120 to 638 and encodes 172 amino acids. Lineage: Eukaryota; Viridiplantae; Streptophyta; Magnoliopsida; Brassicales; Brassicaceae. Gene Ontology annotation, molecular function: large ribosomal subunit rRNA binding; structural constituent of ribosome. Gene Ontology annotation, biological process: translation. The record is from RefSeq and is a predicted model, not a curated record.
UUUGUUGCCACGCUUAAACCUUUCCUUAUACCAUCCUCCGCCUCGCUCUCGCUCUAAUUCUUCUGCAACGAAUCUAUUAUUCUCCAUCAACAAAUUCAUCAAAACUUCUAAUAGCAGAAAUGGCGGCAGCUUUAGCCUCUAGACUCUCACGUGGAGGACGUUCAUUGCUUGGAGGUCUUAAGAAUGGAUUGAUGAAUUCUUCAAACGGAAUGAUGAAUGAAAGUAUCCUCUCUCAGCAACAGCAGCGAAGGACAUUCAUUCAAAUGGGGACAGUACUCAAAGUGGUGGACAAUUCAGGUGCGAAGAAAGUGAAGUGUAUUCAAGCACUAAAGAGCAAAAAAGGAGCUAGACUUGGAGACACCAUAGUUGCUUCAGUGAAAGAAGCGAUGCCAAACGGUAAAGUGAAGAAAGGAGCGGUUGUGUACGGUGUGGUUGUUCGAGCUGCGAUGCAGAGAGGUCGUGUCGAUGGAAGCGAGGUUAGGUUUGAUGAUAAUGCGGUUGUUCUUGUUGAUAAUAAAGACAAGGGUAUCAAAACCGAUCGCCAACCGAUUGGUACUCGUGUGUUUGGUCCUGUUCCUCACGAGCUUCGCAAGAAGAAACAUCUCAAGAUUCUUGCUUUGGCUCAACACAUUGCUUGAGAUAACAGCAAGAAACAGCAAAAACGCUAAACCACGUUAUGUGUCUUUAUGUUGUUCUUCUUCUUUAAACACUGAUCCAUAACUUUUUUUUAUGUUCUUCUUCUUUAAACUCUCAUCCAAAGUUCUUUUUACUUUCCCAUUUUGGUACUUUUUUUAUUUAUUGUUACCAUGCUCAAAAAGUUUUGGAUUAUUCACUAGGGACUAUUAUAAAUGAUGCCUCUUAUGUU